Messenger RNA from Phytophthora sojae, 968 nucleotides. RefSeq lists its product as hypothetical. The annotation marks the transcript as partial. The record is from RefSeq and is a predicted model, not a curated record. The transcript has a single exon. Gene Ontology annotation, molecular function: oxidoreductase activity; zinc ion binding. NCBI's taxonomy places the organism in Eukaryota, Oomycota, Peronosporomycetes, Peronosporales, Peronosporaceae.
AUGCUGCGCAUCGUGUCUCGCUUCAACCAGCCCGCGCGCCGCGUCGUGAAGACCUCGACCAAGUCGCUCGCCGGCGCGCACAACAUGCAGUGCCGCUGCGGCAACUGCGUGCAGCACCCCACGGGCUGCACGUGCCCGCGCUGCCAGUCGCGCUCGUUCUCGGUCAAGUCGCAGUCGCACUACGACAUCCCCAAGACGCAGACGGCCGUGGUGUUCGAGCAGAACAACGCGCCUCUGCAGGUCCGCAAGGACUGGCCCGUGACGCAGCCGGAGGAGCUCAAGCCCGGCGAGGUGCUGGUGCGCUUGGCGUACUCGGGCGUGUGCCACACGGACCUGCACGUGUGGCUGGGCGACUGGCCGCUGGACAACAAGCUGCCGCUGGUGGGCGGCCACGAAGGCGCGGGCUACGUCGCUGCCAUCGGCGACCACAGCUACACGCACCUGAAGAUCGGUGACCCGGUGGGUGUCAAGUGGCUGGCCAACUCGUGCCUGGGCUGCGAGGACUGCCGCAAGGGCUACGAGUCCACUUGUGUCGACGCGGACCUGCACGGCUUCACGGUCGAUGGCUCAUUCCAGCAGUGGUGCGUGUCGUACGCUGACCACGUGACGCCCAUUCCCAAGGAGCUGCCGAUGCACGCGGCUGCUCCGAUCCUGUGUGCGGGUGUGACGGUGUACAAGGCGCUGAAGGAGAUCGGCGGUGUGUGCGGCGACUCGGUCGUGAUCCCUGGCGCUGGUGGCGGUCUGGGCCACUUGGCGUGCCAGUACGCGCGCGCCAUGGGCUACCGCGUGAUCGCCAUCGACUCGGGCGAGGACAAGCGCAAACUGGUGGCGUCUUACGGCAUCACGGACUUCAUCGACUUCAAGGAAGGCAACGUGCGCGACAAGGUGCUGGCUGCGACCGAGGGCCGUGGCGCGCACGCGACGGUGGUGGUGGCGUCGGGCGGCGAGGCGUACAAGGACGCGCUGUC